UGUGCCUGCAGCUGAUUUGUCCUCACUGUGCUGACCUGUUAUACCUCUCCAUGGGAAGCUCAUAAAACCCAGUACAAAUUGCUUGGUUCUCCUUGAUGUCACGCAGACACACACACACACACACACACACACACCAUGCAAAUAAAUGCUAUGUCCACACAGAAUCAUAAACCAUAUACAGCACAUCACUGUGUUUAUGGGCUGGUGUCUCUGCUAGCUUGCCAUAUGGUGAAGCCAAUUAGCCUCGGUCUCUGGGUGAGACAAAUUUUGAUUUGAAUUGGCUCACAUCGCAGAGGCUUAGUAAAUGAGUCACAUGUAUCACUAUGGGGAUGCAAAGGAACAAUGUCACGUGCGCAUACACACACACACACACACACACACACCUACACUGGCACUGGGCUAUAACUCGUAUGUAUCUUAUUCCCUCUUUGCACUUCUCAGGCCUGUCGGUUCAGCCAAGUUGGAAACAAGAGGAGGAAUUCCACUUUCAUUCCAUAUUCCUUUCUCCCCUCUCCCUAAUUCUGCUCUGACUCCCCCACCCCCACCCCCCACCCCCCUUCAGUCCCUUUCUGCUGUAAAUUUUCCUCCCUGCAAGUUUGCUAUUGAAUCAUAAAUCAUAAAUUCCCUUCCUGUACCUCUCUGUAGCUCUCUCCCUCUCUUUUCUCUUGCACAAUGGCCCAGACUUUAUGUCAGAGGGCAGUCAUGUUUAAUGUGUGUGUGUGUGUGUGUGUGUGUGUGUGUGUGUGUGUGUGUGUGUGUGUGUGUGUGUGUGUGUAUUAUCUUCCGCCCCAGCCUUUCCUGUGGCCCUGGGUCCCCACCCCUGACUGUGCCGAGUUUGGGAAGAGUUUUGUGCUCCAGCCAGGGGGAGGUGGAGGAACACGGCAGCGUAACGUUGUUGCAGCAAAAAAAAAAGGGACCGUGGCUCCUGUAAAGAUGGCUGACGUAGAGCAGCCAGACUCCAACAGCCUGCAGAUACCGGGUGAUAAUUUAUCAGUGCCGUCUUCUCCGGCCACAGCUAGAAAUGACUGCAGCAUCGCCCCCCUCACACCCUCUCCCUCGCCGAGGGUGGAGCUCAGGCCCAAGAUGGCAUGUCCCUUCUUGGUUGUCGUGGCGAUAGACUUUGGGACAACCUCCAGCGGCUACGCUUUCAGCUUCACACAGGACCCAGAGGCCAUACACAUGAUGAAGCGCUGGGAGGGCGGGGACCCGGGUGUGGCCAAUCAGAAGAGCCCUACAUGUCUGCUGCUGACUCCUGAGCUGCGGUUCCACAGUUUUGGGUUUGCGGCCCGGGACAGUUACCACGACCUGGACCCAGAGGAGGCGCAGCACUGGCUCUACUUCGACAAGUUCAAGAUGAAGAUCCACAGCGCCAGUGACCUCACCAUGGAGACGGAGCUGGAGGCGGUCAACGGCCAGAGGGUCAGGGCCAUCGAGGUGUUCGCCCAUGCCCUGCACUUCUUCAGGGAGCACGCGCUCAAGGAGGUGAAGGACCAGUCGUCGUCGGUGCUGGAGGGGGAGGAGAUCAGAUGGGUGAUCACUGUCCCUGCCGUCUGGAGACAACCCGCCAAGCAGUUCAUGAGAGAGGCCGCGUACCUGGCCGGUCUCGUGUCUCCAGAUUGUCCCGAGCAGCUCCUCAUCGCUCUCGAGCCAGAAGCUGCCUCUAUUUACUGCCGCAAGCUCCGCCUCCACCAGGUGAUUGACCUCAGCCUGCGGCCAGUGACGAAUGGCCUGGAUUCUGACGGCUCCCGCCCCUUUGACUCCAGCUUCAGACAAGCGCGGGAGCAGCUGAGACGAUCCAGACACAGCAGGACCUUCCUGGUAGAGAGUGGGACCGGCGAGUUGUGGUCAGAGAUGCAGACCGGUGACAGGUACAUUGUGGCAGACUGUGGAGGAGGAACAGUGGAUCUGACUGUCCAUCAGAUAGAGCAGCCACAGGGAACACUGAAGGAGCUCUACAAGGCUUCAGGCGGUCCCUAUGGUGCCGUGGGUGUGGACCUGGCCUUUGAAGCCAUGCUGUGCCAGAUCUUCGGCGAGGACUUCAUCCAGAGCUUCAAGGCCAAGCGCCCGGCGGCCUGGGUGGACCUCACCAUCGCCUUCGAGGCCCGCAAGAGGACGGCCACGCCGGGCAGAGCCAACGCCCUCAACAUCUCCCUGCCCUUCUCCUUCAUCGACUACUACAAGAGACACAGGGGGCAGAGCGUGGAGACCGCGCUGAGGAGGAGCAAUAUGAACAUAGUGAAGUGGUCGUCCCAGGGAAUGUUGCGGUUGACUCAGGAGGCCAUGAACGAGCUCUUCCAGCCCACAAUCAGCAACAUUGUCAAGCACAUCGAGGAGCUGAUGGCGAAGCCGGAGGUGCGCGGCGUGCGUUUCCUCUUCCUGGUCGGGGGUUUCGCCGAGUCGCCCAUGCUGCAGAGAGCAGUCCAGAAUGCACUGGGGCGGACGUGCCGCAUCAUCAUCCCCCAGGACGUCGGUCUGACCAUCCUGAAGGGAGCGGUGCUUUUCGGGCUGGAUCCCACAGUGGUUCGAGUCCGUCGAUGCCCCCUCACCUACGGCGUAGGCGUUCUGAAUCGCUUCGUUGAGGGACGCCAUCCACACAACAAACUCCUCAUCAAAGAUGGCCGCGAAUGGUGCACCGACAUCCUCGACCGCUUCGUCUCCGUUGACCAAUCAGUGGCGCUUGGUGAGGUCGUGAGGCGGAGCUACACGCCAGCUCGUCUUGGCCAGCGGAAAAUCAUCAUCAAUAUCUACUGCAGCGCAACGGAUGACGUCACAUACAUCUCUGACCCUGGAGUCAGGAAGUGCGGGACGAUAACCCUGGACCUACCAGAACCUUUACCGGUACCGGGAGCAGUGGGAGGAGCAGGAGGAGUGGAGAGGAGGGAGAUCAGAGCGACCAUGCAGUUUGGAGAUACAGAGAUCAAAGUCAUGGCCGUAGACGUCAUGUCCAACCGGUCCGUUCGAGCUUCCAUAGACUUCCUGUCCAACUGAGGUGGAAGCGGACAUAAGCAUUAAUCAAACAGAACGAUCUGAUUCCGGGGAUGUGCUCAGAACGACAUUGAAAAUUGAUAUAAGGGAAAAAGGCCCUAGAUCUUUUUGUCAAGAAUGGGAGCUUUGUAUUUUCAAAGGGAAUUCCUUCCCUAGGACAGUUCACUUCCUGGAAUUCAGAUGUUUUUGCAUUUACUCUUUGGCAGGGUAGAAUAAGAACAUGAUAGGAACAUUUUUUUCCCAACUCUCUUGAUGUCUUCAAACAUGCAUAUUCCUCAGAAGUUCAAACUCUAUCAGUGUAACCUUAACCACUUGAACAAGCAGGGUGUCCUCGCUCCAAUCCCUGUAACAGAACAAGUCACUUCACCACAAGAGAGAGUUUAUCACACGAUUGGUGUCAGUGGAGUUCGUCACGUCAUACCAUCUAUAUGCUGUCAGAAGCUUUCCCUGCCAAGAAAAUAUUAAGAACUUAAAAAUACUCUGAUGAACUCCGUGAACCCUAAUGCAAAUUGGAAACAGGAUUCAAAUCUUUCAUGCGAACCGAGCCCUCUAGCAACUAUCCCAGCCAAGGGGUAUUUACACUUCAGAGUCUCCGGUUUGUCUCGAACACGUAACCUUUAAGAGAUUCCACACAUAAAUACACCACUUAGACUGAGAAUCUCUCAUGUUCUGUGCUGUGAUUAAAUCCAUUAUCCCAAAGAUCUGGGUUGAUACUUCAUUUUAAAUCCUAUCUCACCAUGCAUUCAUGACGUGUUGUUACUACCACCUGUGCAGCAGCUAGUGUUUCUCUGGUUUCUGUUCAUCUAAGUACGGUUACGAUUCAGCUCCACCUAGUGGCUUAAAGACUGAACUACCAGCUGAACAAGCUUCUGGAAAUAUAAACUCUCUGUGGAUACCUCUAAAGUCUUAACCCAGUAUGGCUCUGGCGUGAAAUAGCAUCAGAAAGAAAUCAGUGCAUAAUUUGCUCAAUGUUUCUCUUACACAUUUCUAGGUUUGUGUUUAGGGUUAGAGUUAGGUUGGGUGGGGUAUACCAAAUCUAGAUAGCACAGAAAUCUACAAAGAAAGCCACCCCAUAAAACAGAGUGAACUACUUUUGAAUGUCUUCCCAUUUGUCCAAAUUAUCUACCAGCUGACACAGUAUAAGUCUAGGUUCAAUCGUAAAAUCACUUGCAAUCAAUAUUUUAACCCGAUUUGGUUACCUUAUUUAAACCUUUUCAGGAAUAAUAUGUACAGUAUGUUUUGAAGUACAGUUAUGAAAGCAGCUAUCUUUGAUCUCACAUCAACUAACAGUGUAUGAUGUAACAUUAAAGUAUGUUCAUGUUGUAUGUAAGAGUUGAAAAGCUUGACUUAAAAUUUCAAUAUUUACACCUUGGUAUUUUUGACUACACAAAUCUGAGCAGGACUGGAGUGAUGUCCUGCUAGUUGAGCAUGAAUGUCAAGCUCUGAUGUCCAGCUGUUGUAAAUGUAGUAAAUAGUCUAUCUUGUCAUAGAAAACUUAUUUUAGACAGAAAAACUCAAUGUAUCACUCUCUAGCCUAGUUCACGGUUAUGUAUGCUGUAAUAUACUGUAUCCAUGUUUCUGUCUAAAGCUGCCAACCAUUGUACCAUAUUAAAGUUGCACUUUGCUGACAUA
Myripristis murdjan (pinecone soldierfish) is the source of this 4617-nucleotide messenger RNA. RefSeq names its product heat shock protein 12B (gene hspa12b). The transcript is spliced from 15 exons. Bases 673 to 2988 code for a protein of 771 amino acids. Lineage: Eukaryota; Metazoa; Chordata; Actinopteri; Holocentriformes; Holocentridae. The record is from RefSeq and is a predicted model, not a curated record.